AUGUCAAGUUCUAAAGCGGAAAAUUUUAUUUUAUCUAAAGUAAUGGUAUGGAAUUACAAUAAAAGUUUGAAGGUAGGGGUUACUUUCGUAAAGAAAGAGUUACAUAUCAGUAGUAAUGGCAAGUGUUUUUUUCAGGAUUUAAAUAUUGGAGUUAAAGAUGCUAGAAUAUUUGUUGAUGAUAUAUUAACCUGGGAAGGAGUAUUAGAAAAAGGAUGCGGCAAUCAAGUGUUCGAAUACGGUCAAACUAUAAAUUUAGUCACUAACGUAGCUAUGCCAAACCUUAAAAUUAUGGUAGAAAAUGAUGAAUUUCUAGUUAACGAAGACAAUCAACGAAAAAGUCAAAUCUCGGGUGACGUUCUUUCACUAAAGGAUGUGAGGAAAUUAAUCUCGAAGAAAACUGGUGAGACGGACAGUUUAACAGGAGGAAAAUCAAGCGAAAUAGUAUUAAACAAGAGCUACACGGUCAAGGCUGCUAGUCCGGAACAGCCAAGUAAACAUGAAUUAAGUGAAGAUAUGCCCUCAACUGAGCCUACUGUUGUCCUUGGGAGCACUGAGGUGUCAAAACAUACGUCCUUAUGGUAUGAUAAUUUAAGGAGUAGUCGCAAUUCAUUUCAAGAAGAGUCCUCAAUGAAUGAAAUAGAUUCAUUUCAGAACCCAAGUUUAGUUAACAUUACAGUUGAUGAUAAGAGUACUAACAAUAGAAAAUGGGGAAAUUUAACCGAUUUGUAUGCUGUUGCUGAGAAGGACUCUGACGACGGGGACAGCUCGUUGGAAGAUAAUAUGCAAAAAAUGACCAAGCUUUCGAUGAAAAGCGCACCGUUAUCCGUAACUAAAAGUGGCUCCUGUGAUGUUUUUACUCAGCUAGAAGAAUUCGCUGUCUCUCAAGGCGUUGGAGGUACUUCGCGUAGAGGUUCAGCUCCAUCAGCGGGGUCAAUGUAUGACGCUUAUGCAAAAGGAGAAUCAGUAUCCGCUCACGCAUCUUCUGGUGGUCAUCUUGACUUAUCCAGUGCUGGUGUUGAACCUAGUUUACAAUCGGCUAGGGAACAAUGGAAAGAGCAAGAGUCAUCAUUGGAAGAAUCUUGGAGUUCACUGACUUAUUUUAAAAGAACUCAGAAAGGACGCUUAGCAAAUACUAUGGAAUCUGAAGACAUUAAUACUGAAGGCGAUGAUGGCAGAGAAGUUCUAGAGGCUGCUCCUGCAGUAUCUAAUUUUGAGAUACCUACUUUACCAUCUGGACAACAGCUGAUUAUUAAUAUCUUAUCAACUUGGGGCGAUAAGCACUAUGUCGGAUUGAACGGUAUUGAGAUUUUUGCGAGAAAUGGUCAACCACCUUCAAUUUUGGAUAUAUCAGCCGAUCCAGCAGAUAUCAACAUAUUACCUGGUUAUAACAAAGAUCCAAGAGUUGUCAGUAAUUUAAUCGAUGGAGUAUAUAAAACUAGGGAUGACAUGCAUCAAUGGCUAGCGCCUUUUACUCCUGGAAAGAAUCAUUUUAUUACAAUUCUCUUUGAUAAGCGUGAAACGGUUGCCAUAAUUCGAUUAUGGAACUAUAAUAAGUCUCGUAUUCACUCUAAUCGUGGAGCACGUCGAGUUGAAAUAUUCUUAGACGGUUAUAAAAUUUUUGAUGGUGAAAUUGCCAGAGCUAUCGGUGGAGCGUUAGGGGGAACGGCUUCUUUUGGUGAUACCAUUCUUUUUACUACCGAUGAAGACGUAUUGGAAAAUAUCUCCCAAUUUGACCACAGUUUUGAUGGGUUAUCACCUAGAAUCGCAACAGAUUCUGAAGAUGAAGAAAUUGUAUCGCAAAUAGAUGCUAGACCACCAACCGCCGACUUGGGGAUGGAAAGUGUAGAUGAACCACUUACGGUAGGAAUUGACACAGCAACAGUAGGAAAUUCUCCAAGGAUGGAAAGUACUGAAAAUGUUUGUGGAGUACUGCAGUUUAAUUUUGUUGAUACCUGGUCCGAUCCGCAUUACUUGGGCCUAACUGGGCUAAAGAUCCUAGGAGCUGAUGGAAACUCACUAGAACUUAACGUCGACAUGUUAAGUGCUAAUCCUAGAGAUUUAAAUGAUCUUCCAGAAUAUGAUGAUGAUUGUAGGACUAUUGACAAGUUGGUUGAUGGAACAACAAUUACAGUUAGCGAUGAGCAUAUGUGGUUAAUACCCUUUACUCCUGGUCGGAAUCAUAUAUUAACGAUAGCUUUUAGUCAGAAAGUAAAUAUUAUUGGUUUUCGAAUCUGGAAUUACAAUAAAUCAUUAGAAGAUACCAUAAGAGGGGCGAAGAUCGUUCAUGUUAGCUUGGAUGGUGUAGUUGUAUCACCACCGAGUGGAUUUUUAUUAAGAAAAGGACCUGGAAAUAUGCACUACGAUUAUGGUCAAACAAUUAUAUUUGAUGCUUCACCAGGACAUUCUCCUAUAUUUGAUAAGAGUGAAGAUCAGAUUGCACAUCGAAAGUCGAAGCGCAAUAAAUUAAGUCUUAAUCAACUUGUCCCAGAUUAUGAACCACUAAUGAUGCCGUGUGGUUAUAUUACGGCUUAUCCUCAUAGUAUUAAUUCGUUGGAAGGUAUCACAGGUGAUAUUCGAACACCUGAUAAACUUAUUGAUGGAAUCAAUGACACAUACGAUGGCCAUCACUUAUGGUUAGCACCAGUCAUUCCUGAUACAAUAAAUGUUGUGUACAUUGUAUUCGAUCGUCCAGUUACAGUAUCGAUGAUUAAACUCUGGAAUUAUAGCAAGACAUUUAGUAGGGGUGUCAAAGAAUUUGCGGUAUCCGUCGAUGAUUUAUUGGUAUUCCAUGGAAAUCUGGGACAAAUCCCGCAGGGUGCGCGGGGCAUAAUACCUACUGUCGAUGCUCCAGUUCCUCAUUUUACUAUUUUAUUUACGGAUGAUUUUGAGAUUGCGGAACCAGAAAGCCAACGCGUCUUAAGGUCGAGCUUUGGUAGUGAUCAAGAUGUACAACUUAUGAAUGACCAUUUGCAAGUUGAGGAUGGAACUAAAUCCAAAGUAAAGAAAAAAAGUAACGCAGUUGUGGAUCAAAAUCUACGACCUGGAACGAGUGUGCAGGAGGGGCACGAAAGGAAAAGACAUCGAUAG
This is a messenger RNA of Trichoplax adhaerens, 3087 nucleotides long. RefSeq lists its product as uncharacterized. NCBI's taxonomy places the organism in Eukaryota, Metazoa, Placozoa, Uniplacotomia, Trichoplacea, Trichoplacidae. The record is from RefSeq and is a predicted model, not a curated record. The coding region runs from base 1 to 3087 and encodes 1028 amino acids. The transcript has 31 exons.